AUGGAAUCCCCUCGUAAAACCAAGUCCUUCUGCGCCAAUAUUUUCCUCCUUUUGUCAACAAAUCUUCUCACCCUUUUCCUUUCCACUACCUUCUACUCCUCCUCCUGCUUUUACAACCCCAUCACCACCACCACCACCGCCACCACAAACAACACUACAACAGAUGACUUUUCCAUGCCUUCACAUGAUGCCUCUGAAACCACAUUGGACCUCCCACCCGAAUACGACGCCUUCACAUCCGGACAUUUGCUCCCACUUGGAUUCAAUGCCAACUUUGAUUCCGACACCAUAUACCCUCCGGCCGGCCAAGCUUGCACCUUUUUCCCCGACGAACUCCGCCGCUUCAUGUCUUACAAAGUCAACGGAUCCUGCCCUGACGACGAGGUCCUAGCCCAAAAGCUCCUCCUCAAGGGCUGCGAGCCGCUCCCCCGCCGCCGUUGCCGCCCUGCCGCGCCUCGGAAAUACGUGGAGCCCUACCCUCUUCCGACCAGUCUUUGGACCACGCCGUCCGACAACUCAGUUGUCUGGACGGCUUACACCUGCAAGAACUACGACUGCCUCGUCAACCGGAAGUACAGGGAAAAGGGCUUCAGCGAUUGCAAAGACUGUUUCGAUCUUCAACGAAUAGAGAAGAAGCGUUGGGCGGCGUCAAAAGGCGGCGGAAUUGACUUCAGCAUCGACGAAGUAUUGGCGACGAAGAAGCCCGGCACGAUACGUAUCGGGCUUGACAUCGGCGGCGGGGUGGCAACUUUCGCCGUGAGAAUGAUGGCGAGGAACAUAACAAUUGUCACGACCUCCAUGAACUUGAACGGUCCGUUCAACAACUUCAUCGCAGCCAGAGGGGUGGUGCCGCUGUACAUUAGCAUUUCUCAGAGGCUUCCGUUCUUCGACAACACGCUGGACAUCGUGCACUCCAUGCACGUGCUGAGUAACUGGAUUCCGACAACGUUGAUGCACUUCAUGAUGUUUGACAUCUACAGAGUGCUUAGGCCGGGGGGGUUGUUUUGGCUCGACCAUUUCUUCUGCCUGAGCGUGCAGAUGGAGGAGGUUUACCAGCCGCUGAUAGAGAGCGUCGGAUUCAAGAAGUUGAAGUGGGUGGUGGGGAGGAAGCUCGAUCGUGGUCUAGAGCGUGGGGAGAUGUACCUUUCUGCUUUGUUGGAGAAGCCGCUGAACAACUCUUGGUGAUUUUUUUUCCUGGUUUAUUUAUUCACACGAGGUUUGAUUUUGAUGUUUAGUUGCU
This is a messenger RNA of Corylus avellana, 1240 nucleotides long. NCBI's taxonomy places the organism in Eukaryota, Viridiplantae, Streptophyta, Magnoliopsida, Fagales, Betulaceae. The record is from RefSeq and is a predicted model, not a curated record.